Molecule: messenger RNA, 693 nt
Organism: Xyrauchen texanus (razorback sucker)
Lineage: Eukaryota; Metazoa; Chordata; Actinopteri; Cypriniformes; Catostomidae
Product: transmembrane 4 L6 family member 1-like
Exons: 5
Coding region: 1-591 (196 amino acids)
Cellular component (GO): membrane
Source: RefSeq, a predicted model, not a curated record
AUGUGUACAGGAAAGUGCUCCAAGUGUAUUGGCAUCAGUCUCUAUCCACUGGUACUGGUGUCAAUCAUCUGUAACAUUGUUCUGUUCUUCCCUGAUUUGAAAAGCAUUUAUGCCCAACAGGAAACAGAGGGACUUUACCGUCUCACGGAUGAGGUAAAAUACAUGGGAGGUAUUAUUGGAGGUGGCAUCUUGGUGUUGAUCCCUGCGAUUCACAUCCACAGCACAGGGAGGCAAGGCUGUUGUGCAAAUCGCUGUGGGAUGUUCCUCUCCAUUAUCUUUGCUGCAAUUGGAGUGGUUGGAGGGCUGUACAGUGCCAUUGUAGCUGCUGUUGGAUUGGUUGAUGGGCCAGUUUGCAUGAAUGAGAUUGGCGUCUGGGGCAGACCUUUCAAAAGCAGCAGUGAAAGCUACUUGGGAAACUCUGACAUUUGGGACAGUUGCAAAGAGCCACAAUAUGUAGUGGAGUUUAACCUUGGCCUGUUUAGUGCCCUUCUGGUGGCUGGAUUUUUAGAAGUAGUACUCUGUGGAUUCCAGAUGUUCAAUGGCCUGUUCGGCUGCAUCUGUGGUACAUGUAGUAACAAAGAGGUGGCAUGAACUUAAAAAUGACAACAGACUAAAUAAAAGUGAAGAAAUGGUCCAGAUUUAUUUCCACACCCUACACAUUCUCCUUUUCCUCAUUAUGAAUUAGUAACCAUC